Oryza sativa Japonica Group (Japanese rice) is the source of this 1818-nucleotide messenger RNA. Its product is annotated as pentatricopeptide repeat-containing protein At1g77405. NCBI's taxonomy places the organism in Eukaryota, Viridiplantae, Streptophyta, Magnoliopsida, Poales, Poaceae. The record is from RefSeq and is a predicted model, not a curated record. Gene Ontology annotation, molecular function: protein binding; mRNA binding.
UAAAGUUGGGAAAGGGAAGAAAGGAACUCACCAAUGUCGUCGCCGUCCCGCCUCGUGCCCCAGCUCCUGGUCGCGCUCCUCCAGCGCCGCCGCUUCGACGCCACGCUCCGCCCGUCCCCGGCCUUCCGCGGCUUCUCCCCGCCCACCAUCGCCGCCGCCCUCGCCGCCAUCCCGCGCCUCCUCCUCCCGCGCUCCUCGCGCUGCCUCUGCCCGCAGCGCCCCUUCCCCUCCCCGUCCUCCGCCCCCACCCGCCGCCUCGCCGCCGCCCUCACCCUCGCCUUCCUCUCCUGGUCCCACUCCGACGCCAACCCGCGCCGCCCCGCGCAUCUCACCGAGCCCCCGCUCCGCGCCGCCGCGCUCUCCCUCGCCCGCGCCCGCGCGCUCCCGGCGCUCUUCCGCCUCCUCCGCGACCACGCGCCGCUCGUCUCCACCGCCGCGCUCACCGACGUCAUACGCGCGCUCGGCGAGGAGGGCCUCCCGCGCCACGCCCUCGCCGCCUUCCACCGCGGGCGCCAGUUCCACUGCUCCCCCGACGCGCAGUGCUACAACACUCUGCUCGCCGCGCUGUGCCGGAACGGCCGCUUCAAGGACGCCAGGUUCCUGCUCGACCAGAUGGAGCGCCCCGGCGCGCGGUGCGGCCCUGAUUCCUACACCUACACGGUGCUCAUCUCCUCGUACUGCCGGAUCGGAGUGGAGACGGGAUGCCGGAAAGCGGCGAGGAGGAGGAUCUACGAGGCGGGGAGGCUGUUCCGGAGGAUGGGGGAGAAAGGGCUUGAGCCGGAUGUCGUGACCUACAACUGUUUGAUCAAUGGCCUAUGCAAGACAUACCGUGUCGAGCGCGCGCACGAGGUGUUUGAUGAAAUGCUAAGGAAGGGGUGCUCACCAAACAGGGUGACUUACAAUUCCUUUGUGAGGUAUUAUAGCGUGGUGAAUGAGGUGGACAAGGCUGUUAAGUGGAUGAGGGAGAUGGUGGCGAGGGGGCAUGGGGGAGCGACAUCGAGCACAUAUACGCCUAUUAUCCACUCUUUGUGUGAGAUUGGACGGAUUAGUGAGGCAAGGCAGUUCAUUAUCGAAAUGGCUGAAAGUGGGCAUCUUCCAAGGGAGCACACAUACAAGCUUGUGAAAGAUGAAAUUGAGAAGGCGCAUGAGGAGGCUUUGCCGGUAGAGCUGUGUCAGUCUAUUGAUGCUGGCAUCAAGGAGAGAUUUCAACAGGUAUUGCGAAUGAAGCCCAUAAUGCGAUCAGUCACAAGAUAAUCUAGCUGCAAUAUUGAGCCAAUGCAGACUUGUUGUCCACUCGGAUGUGAGAUGCUUGUAUACCAAGCAAAGAAUUCUUUAUUAAGAUGUCUACGGAGUACAUGCUGAUACAUGUUUGAACUGAGGAAGACUGUCCAUGGGAGUGCCCUGGCAACUUGCUUUGCUGAAAGAUCAUUGCCGAAGACUUGUUGCUGGUACCGUGGAAAGGCAUGAGGUUGAAGCCCAACAUGCCACCAAUAUAGUAGAUCAUCCGAGGCAGAAUGUUGCGCGGAAGGUAAGCAAUAUCUGGGGUUCUUGCUCAUGAUUGACGUUGGAAUGAUUAUUAUGCAACGAGCUUGCCUAUUGUUAUCUGCUAGAUCCUUCCUUUUAUUUCUGUACCAUGCAUUGUGGGAUCAUGUAGUUUUCAGCGUGACACUGCUAUGCCAAUAUGCCAUAAUAAAUCAGAUUUGGUCUUUCUUUGCCAUUAUCAUUUGAUGCAGUUUACAGCUUCACAAAAUUUAAAUUGCUGUUUCCUGUUAUCUAACCAGAAACCAUCUGUAUAUCAUCAUUGUUAUUCUUUUUCUA